This is a messenger RNA of Lates calcarifer (barramundi perch), 1060 nucleotides long. Its product is annotated as putative olfactory receptor 52L2. The record is from RefSeq and is a predicted model, not a curated record. Gene Ontology annotation, biological process: G protein-coupled receptor signaling pathway. The coding region runs from base 23 to 1060 and encodes 345 amino acids. Lineage: Eukaryota; Metazoa; Chordata; Actinopteri; Centropomidae. The transcript is spliced from 2 exons. Gene Ontology annotation, molecular function: olfactory receptor activity. Gene Ontology annotation, cellular component: membrane.
UUUCUACCAGUGUUUGUGUCUCAUGAUUUUUCCUCGUUCUUUCUCUUGUUUUAUUUGUGAGCAGAUGGAAAACUAUACAUACAACAGCCUCACUCUUCAGCUGGAGGGGUUAAUGGUCACCAAGACUAACAAGUACCCGCUCUUCAUCUUUCUGCUUUUGGCCUACAUGUUCAUCUUUGUUGCUAACGUGGGCAUUGUGGUCUUGAUAUGGACAGACAGAAGCCUGCACCAGCCAAUGUAUCUCCUCUUCUGUAACCUGUCAGUCAAUGACAUGAUGGGAAACUCUCUUCUUGUUCCCCGAGUUCUCGCAGACAUCCUGGUGCCUCCCUCUGAGCGACACAUUCACUACUAUGAGUGUGUAAUGCAAGCUUUUACUGCACACAUGUUUGGUACCAAUGCUCACACAGUGCUCAUGAUUAUGGCCUUUGACAGAUAUGUGGCCAUCUGCAAUCCGCUGCGAUAUUCUACUGUAAUGACUGACAAAAUGGUGAUCAAGCUGACAGUUUCUGCCUGGGGAGUGGCCUUUGUUUUGGUUGCGAUUUUGCUCAGUCUGACCUUAAGACUUAACCGAUGUCGGACUCUGAUCAUGAAUGUGUUCUGUGAUAAUGCCUCAUUGUUUAAACUCUCCUGUGAGAAUGUGUUCAUCAAUAACAUCUAUGGCCUCACUUAUACUAUGGUCCUGCUCUUAUCCUCUGUUGGCAGUAUAAUCCUCACUUAUUCUAAAAUCACAGAGGCCUGUCUGACUAGUAAGAGCAAGUCUUUGAAUAGUAAAGCCUUGAAGACCUGCAGUACUCAUCUGUGCCUGUAUCUGAUUAUGUUCAUCAGUGGGUUGGUUCCCAUUAUUCUCCAUCGUUUCCCUCAGUACGCAGAGUACAGGAAGGUUUCAGCCAUUCUGUUUAACGUUGUUCCCGGCAGCCUGAACCCUGUCAUCUACGGGCUGCAGUCCCAGGAAAUACACAAGAAACUGAUGAGUUUGUUCAGCAGAAAUAUGACUGUGAGCUUCUCAUGUAAAGAAACCUGCAGCAGAGAGUCCCGGACGGGUUCUAGAACCAGACCUUGA